Propithecus coquereli (Coquerel's sifaka) is the source of this 3012-nucleotide messenger RNA. It is a transcript of the gene ACSS2, whose product is annotated as acyl-CoA synthetase short-chain family member 2. The transcript is spliced from 18 exons. The coding region runs from base 162 to 2267 and encodes 701 amino acids. The record is from RefSeq and is a predicted model, not a curated record. Gene Ontology annotation, biological process: acetyl-CoA biosynthetic process. Gene Ontology annotation, molecular function: acetyl-CoA synthetase activity. NCBI's taxonomy places the organism in Eukaryota, Metazoa, Chordata, Mammalia, Primates, Indriidae. Gene Ontology annotation, cellular component: cytoplasm.
CCCCGCCCCUCUAGGAAAUCCGCCCACCUCUCUGCCUAAGCCCCGCCCCCGCCCCACUCCGCCCCACUAGAGUAAGGCCCCGCCUCUAGGUCGAUCUGUUUUCCCCGCCCGGGCACCCGUGGCGACCGCAAAGGCGGUUUCGGUGCUCGAAACUUGACGCGAUGGGGCUUCCCGAGGAGCGUGGCCGGAGCAACAGCGGGAGCAGGGGCCAGGAGGAAGCUGGAGCCGGAGGCCGGGCGCGGAGUUGGUCUCCGCCGCCUGAGGUCAGCCGCUCCGCGCACGUCCCCUCGCUGCAGCGCUACCGCGAGCUGCACCGGCGCUCUGUGGAGGAGCCGAGGGAGUUUUGGGGAAACAUUGCCAAGGAAUUUUACUGGAAGACUCCAUGCCCUGGCCCGUUCCUCCAGUACAACUUUGAUGUGACUAAAGGGAAAAUCUUCAUUGAGUGGAUGAAAGGAGCAACUACCAACAUCUGCUACAAUAUACUGGAUCGAAAUGUCUAUGAGAAAAAACUUGGAGAUAAAGUUGCUUUUUACUGGGAGGGCAAUGAACCAGGGGAGACCACCCAGAUCACAUACCAUGAGCUUCUGGUCCAAGUGUGUCAGUUCAGCAAUGUUCUCCGAAAACAGGGCAUUCAGAAGGGUGACCGAGUGGCCAUUUACAUGCCUAUGAUCCCAGAGCUUGUGGUGGCCAUGCUGGCGUGUGCCCGCCUUGGGGCUUUGCACUCCAUCGUGUUUGCAGGCUUCUCUGCAGAGUCUCUAUGUGAAAGGAUCCUGGAUUCUGGUUGCAGCCUUCUCAUCACUACAGAUGCCUUCUACAGGGGGGAAAAGCUUGUGAACCUGAAGGAGCUGGCUGAUGAAGCCCUGGAGAAGUGUCAGGAGAAGGGUUUCCCAGUGAGAUGCUGCAUUGUGGUCAAGCACCUGGGGCGGGCAGAGCUGGGCAUGGGUGACUCCCCCAGCCAGUCUCCCCCAGUUAAGAGGCCAUGCCCAGAUGUACAGAUCCCAUGGAACCAAGGGGUUGACUUGUGGUGGCAUGAACUCAUGCAAGAGGCAGGGGAUGAGUGUGAGCCCGAGUGGUGUGAUGCCGAGGACCCACUCUUCAUCCUGUACACUAGUGGCUCCACAGGCAAACCCAAGGGUGUGGUUCACACAGCUGGGGGCUACAUGCUCUAUGUGGCCACGACCUUCAAGUAUGUGUUUGACUUCCACGCGGAGGAUGUGUUCUGGUGCACAGCAGACAUUGGCUGGAUCACUGGCCAUUCCUACGUCACCUAUGGGCCACUGGCCAAUGGUGCCACCAGUGUUUUGUUUGAGGGGAUCCCCACGUACCCGGAUGUGAGCCGCCUGUGGAGCAUUGUGGACAAAUACAAGGUGACCAAGUUCUACACAGCACCCACAGCCAUCCGUCUGCUCAUGAAGUAUGGAGAUGAGCCUGUCACCAAGUAUAGCCGGGCAUCUUUGCUGGUACUAGGCACAGUGGGUGAACCCAUCAACCCAGAAGCCUGGCUGUGGUACCACCGGGUGGUAGGUGCCCAGCGCUGCCCCAUCGUGGAUACCUUCUGGCAAACAGAGACAGGUGGCCACAUGCUGACUCCCCUCCCUGGUGCCACACCCAUGAAGCCUGGUUCUGCUACCUUCCCGUUCUUUGGUGUAGCUCCUGCAAUCCUGAAUGAGUCUGGGGAGGAGUUGGAAGGUGAAGCUGAAGGUUAUCUGGUGUUCAAGCAGCCCUGGCCAGGGAUCAUGCGUACAGUCUAUGGGAACCACGAACGCUUUGAGACCACCUACUUUAAGAAGUUCCCUGGGUACUAUGUGACGGGAGAUGGCUGCCGGCGGGACCAGGAUGGCUAUUACUGGAUCACUGGCAGGAUUGAUGACAUGCUCAAUGUAUCUGGACACCUGCUGAGUACAGCAGAGGUGGAAUCAGCACUUGUGGAACAUGAGGCUGUUGCAGAGGCAGCUGUGGUGGGCCACCCUCAUCCUGUGAAGGGAGAAUGCCUCUACUGCUUCGUCACCCUAUGUGAUGGCCACACCUUCAGCCCUACCCUCACCGAGGAGCUCAAGAAGCAGAUUAGAGAAAAGAUUGGCCCCAUUGCCACACCAGACUACAUCCAGAAUGCACCUGGCUUGCCUAAAACCCGCUCAGGAAAAAUCAUGAGGCGAGUGCUUCGGAAGAUUGCUCACAAUGACCAUGACCUGGGGGACACGUCUACAGUGGCAGACCCAUCUGUCAUCAAUCACCUCUUCAGCCACCGCUGCCUGACCACACAGUGAACAAGAUCCUGUCCUUUACCCAGGAUUCCCCCUGCUUGGCUCUCCAAAGUUUUGCCUGUCCUCUCUCCCCUGCCCCAGAAGUGCUGAGGGCCAGGGCUGACCCACAUUACACCUCCCUUGACCAGCUGUCUGGAACUGGAAACCAGGUUUGUCCCUGUAUGGAGACAACUUUCUUCGACUGCCAGUCAGAAGGGACAGGGCCUAGGUCAGCCUCAGACUGCUGUGCCCCUAGACUGCAAAGAGUUCUCACAGCCCAGAACAGGGAUGUAAAGGCUACCUCUCAACCCAAGUUAAGUGUCCAGAGGGUAUGUGAGGGCCUAGACUGAAGCAGGGAGACAGUUGUGUAAUCUUAUGUCGGCUCUCUCAGGAAGCACCAGUACUUACACUGGGCAUGCACUUGCCCUUAGACACGAUGGUUUGAGUUCAGGAACAAUUUAUUAUUUUUAAAAUAUUUUGCUGCUUCUGUUCAGGGUCUGAAUUCCCUUUUGUGUCAGAUGGCAGUAUUGUCUGCCAGGAGCUGUAUGGACAGGUUCAGUCUCUAGAGGGUUUUCAGAUCAUCUUUUUCUUUGAAGGAGUAGAUAUGUUUUUUCCUAGAGCCAGUGGAGCUUGUAUUCCUUGUACUCUGUUCCUACCCUCUCCUGAACAGAGCUCUGCCCAUGAGAGACACUCUCAGAUGAAACUCUUUUCUUGCCCUAGUGAUUCUCAAGCCCUGUGGUUGUAGGAAUAAAGUCUGUGACCUCAAGAA